This is a messenger RNA of Bufo bufo (common toad), 2378 nucleotides long. RefSeq names its product protein phosphatase, Mg2+/Mn2+ dependent 1A (gene PPM1A). Gene Ontology annotation, molecular function: protein serine/threonine phosphatase activity; magnesium ion binding; manganese ion binding. The record is from RefSeq and is a predicted model, not a curated record. The coding region runs from base 368 to 1519 and encodes 383 amino acids. The transcript is spliced from 6 exons. Gene Ontology annotation, biological process: negative regulation of canonical NF-kappaB signal transduction; positive regulation of canonical NF-kappaB signal transduction; positive regulation of canonical Wnt signaling pathway. NCBI's taxonomy places the organism in Eukaryota, Metazoa, Chordata, Amphibia, Anura, Bufonidae. Gene Ontology annotation, cellular component: nucleus; cytosol.
UCACGGCGCAGAAGCUCGCGUGGACGCGCCUGUGACAGAGAGCGAGCGCUAGAGAGGGGGGGUGUUACGAGCUCAGUCCUAGGCUGACUCUCCCCGGCCCUUUCCUCAUUUCAGUGACAUCUCAUUCAUAGACCCUUCCCCCUCCCCCAGUUCUUCAGCCGCCGUGUGACCGCAGCACCGGCCCGCUCUGCUCCCUUCGUGUCCCCCGUGGGGGUUAGGGAGAAGGGGGAUGACGAGACCGUCUGUUCGGGGCCGAAAGACGCUGCUGCCCGUCACUACCUCCGCCUGAGAGGCGGCCGCCUCUCCUCCGCAGUCUCCAGCGCCCCUUCUUCUCGUCCUCCGGUGGCAGAAUUAAAUAACAUUGACAAUGGGGGCGUUUUUAGACAAGCCAAAGAUGGAAAAGCAUAAUGCGCAAGGACAUGGAAAUUUAUUGCGUUAUGGGCUAAGCAGCAUGCAAGGUUGGAGGGUUGAAAUGGAAGAUGCACAUACCGCUGUGAUUGGUUUGCCAAACGGACUUGACGGAUGGUCUUUCUUUGCUGUAUAUGACGGUCACGCUGGUUCCCAGGUUGCCAAAUACUGCUGUGAGCACUUGCUUGAUCACAUUACAAGCAACCAAGACUUCAAAGGAACUGAUGGACAGCUGUCUGUGGAAAGUGUAAAAAGUGGAAUCAGAACAGGUUUUCUUCAGAUUGACGAACACAUGAGAGUUAUUUCCGAGAAGAAACAUGGUGCUGAUAGAAGUGGGUCAACAGCAGUGGGUGUUAUGAUCUCGCCACAUCACAUUUAUUUUAUCAACUGUGGAGACUCCAGAGGUUUACUUUGUAGAAGCAAGAAAGUUCAUUUCUUUACGCAGGAUCACAAACCAAGUAAUCCCCUUGAAAAGGAGCGUAUCCAAAAUGCUGGCGGCUCUGUAAUGAUUCAGCGUGUGAAUGGGUCUCUUGCAGUUUCGAGGGCUCUAGGUGACUUUGACUACAAAUGUGUCCAUGGAAAAGGCCCCACAGAGCAGCUUGUUUCACCAGAGCCCGAAGUUUAUGAAAUUGAGCGAUCAGAAGAAGAUGACCAGUUCAUAAUUCUUGCAUGCGAUGGCAUAUGGGAUGUCAUGGGGAAUGAAGAGUUAUGCGACUUUGUAAGAUCCAGACUUGAAGUUACUGAUGACCUUGAAAAAGUAUGCAAUGAAAUAGUUGACACCUGCUUGUACAAGGGAAGCCGAGACAACAUGAGUGUCAUACUGAUCUGUUUUCCAAGUGCUCCUAAAGUAUUGCCGGAGGCAGUGAAAAGAGAAGCUGAAUUGGACAAGUAUCUGGAAAGCAGAGUAGAAGAGAUCAUAAAGAAGCAGGGUGAAGAAGGUGUACCAGACUUAGUCCAUGUGAUGCGCACAUUAGCCACUGAGACCAUCCCUAACCUCCCGCCUGGAGGGGAAUUGGCAAGCAAGCGGAGUGUAAUUGAAGCAGUGUACAACAAACUGAAUCCAUAUAGAAAUGAUGACACUGAUUCUGCGUCAACUGAUGACAUGUGGUAAAUGGAUCCGUUUAGCAUUGGAGUUUACAUCCAUCCUCAACGAACGUACAGCCCAACCUCAGUGAUCCUUCUUAGCGUCCAUCCUCAACCUUUUUUUCAUUUAAAGAAGGGAAUAUGAUGUGGGUGAGCUUGGUGAAAAAAUAAAACUCCCAUCAGUUCAAAUGGCCCCUGAAUAUUGUACUGUUUUCCUAAUACCCUUUCUCUACACAUAUAUAUUAUUUUUUUUUGUAAAAUUGAUUUUAUGUUAAUGUACUUUCAGACAAAUACAUGUUGUAAAUCAGACUCCAGCAAAUUCUGUUGUAUGAUUAUUAUUAUUUUUUUUCUCUUUUUUUUUUUUUUUUUGUAAAGUGCAAUUGUCCUUGUACAAAAUUGUCAUAUUAAAUUAUGGACUGCAAAUUUCUCUAAAGGUUACAGGAGGUCUAGCUUGUUAUGUGAUGCAACCAGAUAUCUAACCCUUAAUGUGGUGGUUUUUAGAUUGGGCAGAAAGCAGCAACAUAACCAGCUGGGAGGGGUCCCUAUUAAAUUGUUUAUAGACUUGUAACUUUAGUGUACAGUAUUUCUCAGGAUGAAGAACAGUCUUCAGUUCUGAGAGCUUUUGAUUUAUUUUUAUUUUUUUUGGGCUUGAACAUAUUUGAUUACAAGAACGUUCCUCUUUUUGAUAUUAAAAUGUCGACUGAAAGUGCAGUCUUUUAUGAACAAAUAUGUACCCACAAUUUGAACAUUCAGAUCCAUUAACAAGUAAUCAGUUGUGUGUCGAUUGUGUGUUUUUUCUUUUUAUUAUAACUACACUGGCUGGGUCUGUUGCUGCUACAGAGAGUUUUGAAUUCCAUUUUAUCAAUAAAGCUUGAUUUGACAAACAA